Messenger RNA from Trichoplusia ni (cabbage looper), 1572 nucleotides. RefSeq names its product catalase-like. Gene Ontology annotation, molecular function: catalase activity; heme binding. The coding region runs from base 1 to 1572 and encodes 523 amino acids. Gene Ontology annotation, biological process: response to hydrogen peroxide; hydrogen peroxide catabolic process. The transcript is spliced from 2 exons. Gene Ontology annotation, cellular component: mitochondrion; cytoplasm; peroxisome. NCBI's taxonomy places the organism in Eukaryota, Metazoa, Arthropoda, Insecta, Lepidoptera, Noctuidae. The record is from RefSeq and is a predicted model, not a curated record.
AUGUACAACAAUGUCACGUACACGCCAGAUGAGAGGCAGCUUUUGGACUUCAAACUUGAACACCCGGAAACAAUUGGACUAUGGACCAAAAGUUCGGGUGAACCUACUGAAGUACGAGAUAUAUUAACAAUCAACUCCGAUCAAUUCAAUAACCAGCUUUUAAUCGAUUCGAUGAUGAACUUCAAUGCCGAACGAAUACCCGAGAGAGUGGUCCAUGCAAAGAACACUGGUGCUUUCGGUUACUUUGUGGUUACCAAUGAUGUCUCAAAGUAUACAUACGCAGACCUCUUUAACGGCAUAGGCAAAAAGACGCCGUUGGUUGCUAGAUUCUCCCCUUCGUUACAAAACCGAGGCGGUAGUGACCUUGUCAGAGAAGCUCUAGGUUUAGCAGUGAAAUUCUAUACCAAAGAGGGAAAUUUAGAUCUCUUAUGCCUUCACACACCUAUUUUUUCAUUCAAGGAUCCCUUGUUCUUUCCGCUUGUUUUGCAUGCGGCGACUAGAAACCCUCAAACUAACCUGUUCACUUUAACUAGCUUUUGGGACAUAGCGGUUCAGAAACCAUCGGUAAUUCACGUUUUCUUUUGGCUCUUUUCUGAUUAUGGUAUUGUUGAUGGAUACAGGAAGUCGGACUUCUUUCCUAUUCAUACCUACGAGCUUGCUAACAAACAUGGAGAAACACAUUAUGUCAGGUUUAACUUUAGGACUGAACAAGGUUUCUCAGCAAUCUCAAGUGCUGAAGCAGCUCUUAUAAUAGGACGGGAUCGAGACUACUCCGUACGAGAUCUGUAUAAUGCCAUUGAACGAGGUCAUUAUCCUGCUUGGAGACUUGAAAUGGACGUGAUGACGGAACAUGAUAUACAAACAGUAGAAUACGAUCCAUUCGAUGUCACUAGAUUAUGGGAGAAUGGAACUUUUACUACCGUACAAAUUGGUCGUUUGAUAUUAAAUAAAAAUGUAGAUAAUGUAUUUUCAGACAUAGAACUAACGGCUUAUAAUCCAUCAAAUCUAGUACCUGGAAUUCCUGGCCCACCAGACGGCUUAUUCAGAGGCAGAAGAAUAUUUUAUAGAGACACACAAAAUCAUCGUUUAGGGGCCAACCACAACAAAAUCUUAGUUAACAAGCCAUUGUAUGCUAAAACUUAUAACCGUGAUGGAAAACCACCUGUUUUGCUUAAUAUGCGAAAUGCGCCAAAUUAUUAUCCGAACUCUUUUAACGGACCUGUACCGUAUGUGGACGAGAAAAGACCACGAAAGAAGUUACAAUUGCUAGAAAGAAAUGCUGUUGAUUUUCAGCCGAUGUCUGAUUUCUACAAUUAUAUUCUUGAAAGUGAGGAUCAUAGAGGUAGAUUUAUUCAAAACCUCGUUGCCUCUUUAGAGCCUGUCACUCCACCUGUAAUACAGAAGAUUCUUAAAUUAUUUUAUCUAAUAGACCCUGACUUGCAUAAAAGAGUAACUGUUGGACUGACAGCUGCUUACGCUCGGCGAGCAGCCGAGCAAGCCGCGGCACAGACGACGUCCACAAACACACCUAUUAGGAAUUUUCCAACUACUGUACCAAAUCGUAGAAACUGA